Molecule: messenger RNA, 226 nt
Organism: Gongylonema pulchrum
Lineage: Eukaryota; Metazoa; Nematoda; Chromadorea; Rhabditida; Gongylonematidae
Source: the annotation of a GenBank genome assembly
GUAUUCUUGGUAUCCUGUCAUGGUGGGGCGUCGACCUGGAUCCAAUAACCAUGGCCGCAAUGAUUAUUUCCAUUGGUUUCAGUGUCGAUAUACCAGCACAUGUUUCCUAUCACUACUAUAAAGCAUGUAAGAAAUUUAGUAUCUCAAGGACCUCUACACCUCAAAAAAAUGGCACCAAUUCCAGGAUUUCUGUUCCAUCCAAUUUGUUACAAAAGCUUAUGUAAUU